CUCAAAUCCACAACCAAGAUUCUCAAAUGAAAGAUUUCUCUUAAGGAAGAAGCAGAGCCAGUCAAUUAACAAAUCAACUCAAAAUUUUGUUUAACUCAGCCUGAGUUUCUGGGUUUCUUAAAAGCUUGAAGUGACUCAUUCAACUCAGUACCUUUACUUGGGGCUUAUGUAUAACAAUGCCUUCCACAUCUUCUACCCUUCUUCACUCAUUCCGGUACCGUACAUGCGUGUCUGUUCUUAAGAGUAGGCCUACCUUCAUAUCUAUCCAACCAUGGCUCAAUCAUCUUCUUCUGUCAACCCUCUCAAGUAUGGAGAUGUAUACAAAGCAGCAGAAAAAGGGAAGGAUCAGCCGGAAAUUCUCCAGAGAUUCUAUAUGGAAAGACCCACAUCACCCAUCAAUGAUCGAGGUGACACACUCCUCCAUCUUCUCAUUCUGAAUAAAAACAUAUCCGCUGCGAGUGAGUUACUAAAUUUGCAACUCAAUGAUGGCCGCCUAACUGUGAAAAAUUGCGAAGGCAACACAGCACUCCAUGAAGCAGCCAUGGUUGGUGAUGAUGCUCUGGAGAUUGCAAAGUCAAUGGUCCAGACGGAGAAGAGCCUAGUCAGUGAAUGCAAUCUGAAGGGAGAGACACCUUUAUACUUGGCUGCUGCUUAUGGACAGACACAGAUUUUUAAGUUGCUCAAAGAAACUAUCUCCCAUGAUCACCCAGCUUUGAAAAGAAAUGAUGGCUGUACAAUUCUUCAUGCUGCUGUAAUGGGAGAGUUUUAUGAUCUAGCCUUAAAGGUAAUGGAUUGGUACCCAGAUCUUGCUGUUGCUUGUAACAAAAAGAACAUCAAGGCUCUUCAUCUACUAUGUGAAUCAAUCUCUUCGUUCAAGAGUGGGACACUUUACUCGGAGUUUAAUAUAAACAAGGCCCCAUUCAUUCCAUGGGCAUUGUUGAAAUUAGUAAUCUACUUCUGUAUGCCUUUGGAUGCUGCUGAGGAUCUUCAAGAAACUGAAAAUGGACAGCGUUCAUCAUCGGAUGGUGGCAGAAAACAAUCAGCUGGGAUAGGCAAACGAUUUGUUAAUUUUAUCAGACGAAUUCCAAUUCUCAGAGGAAUUGAUGAUAAGAAGCAAAAGCAUAAGUUGGCACGAGAUCUGGCAGAACGAUUGAUAAUAACAGAACUAGAAGAUGAAACUGACAUUUCAUCUACCACAAAUACAAUCAGUGACAUACUCAUUUUAGCUGCAAGGUCUGGUAUUGUUGAGGUUAUAGAUGUGAUCUUCACAAAAUGCCCACGGUGUAUUGAGUUUCUGGAUGAGGAUGGGAAGAACAUAUUUCAUAUAGUAGCUGAGUAUCGACAAGAAGGAGUUUUUAAGCUUUUGAAAUCAAGGGGCCUUCUUACAACCAAGAUUGUUGCGGAUGUUGACAAGAAUAAGAACACACCUUUGCAUCUUGCAGCAGAUUAUGCUGAUCAUGUUCAAGAAAAGAUUUUUGGUCCAGCACCACAAAAAAUGUGGCGCGAGAUGCUCUGGUUCAAGCAAGUUAAGGAUGUUUCCCAAGGUCACCAAUUUCAUCUUCGAAAUGACAAAGACAAAACAGCAGAUGAGUUAUUUGACUACUCACACUGGCACUUGUUAGAGGAGAGCGUGAAGAAGAAUAAGGAAGUAACAGAGAAUGUCAUACUGAUCUCAACCUUAAUUGCAACCAUUAACUUCACUGCAUCAUAUGCUGUUCCAGGUGGUUAUAACCAGGAUUCUGGUAUCCCUGUUUUCUCCAGCAUUACCGGAGAUUUCCCUCCAUUUUAUGCAUAUUCUUCAGUUGCAUUGUUCUUCUCCGUUAUAGCCAUAAGUGGCUGCAUAUCCUCUUACCUGUCUCGCUUUCAUAAGAAUGAUUUUUACCUUAUUUUGCCACUCAAAUACCUUUUUAAUGGUAACACUCUCCUCUUCUCUGUGACCUAUACAGUUUUAGCAUUCAUACAAGCUAUCUUACUUGUGACAGAGGCCAAAUUUACACUCCUACAAUUUUCCCUUGGAGUUAUAGCUGUAAUAAUUGUUAUUGGAGCAAUCCUCCUUAUCUAUGUAGAUCUAAUGUUCCUACCCUUUUGCUACAUCAUAGAUGUGUCUCUGGAGUUUUUUUUUGCCAAGAGAUGUUCAAUUUAUUAGUUGAGUAUUCACA
This is a messenger RNA of Macadamia integrifolia, 2159 nucleotides long. RefSeq lists its product as uncharacterized. Gene Ontology annotation, molecular function: protein binding. The transcript has 6 exons. The record is from RefSeq and is a predicted model, not a curated record. The coding region runs from base 272 to 2146 and encodes 624 amino acids. NCBI's taxonomy places the organism in Eukaryota, Viridiplantae, Streptophyta, Magnoliopsida, Proteales, Proteaceae.